Molecule: messenger RNA, 3353 nt
Organism: Ochlerotatus camptorhynchus
Lineage: Eukaryota; Metazoa; Arthropoda; Insecta; Diptera; Culicidae
Exons: 12
Coding region: 292-3312 (1006 amino acids)
Biological process (GO): apoptotic DNA fragmentation
Cellular component (GO): mitochondrial inner membrane; nucleus
Molecular function (GO): RNA endonuclease activity; single-stranded DNA endonuclease activity; nucleic acid binding
Source: RefSeq, a predicted model, not a curated record
UCUAGCAAUUGAAACUACUACCUUUACCGGUUGGAUGUUCUUAAAAAUCGAGACCCCCAUAUGUCGUCAUGAAGAUAAGCGGUUAUCGGCGGAAAAAAGUAUACAGGCCUAUUAUCUCUAUUCAACAUUUGGAUGGGCUCUUAUCGGCUCUACAGAGCUAUCGAGCAGGUUUUUGAGAAAGCAAUUCGAAUUAGAUUCGCAGUCAGUUGAUACGAAUAUGGUACGACGGUGUGGGAGUGCGUUUUGAGCUAGAAUAAAUUGUUUAAUUCAAUUUGAAAAUCACAUUUCAAGAUGGCUGCAAAUGAUUUGCUUAGACAGUGUAGAGAUGGUAUCUUGAACAACAAAUUGGCGACGAUCCUCAGUGUAGCACUGUUCGCUUUUAUAAUUUCGACCAUUGCGCUUGCCAGUUCCAAUCAAAGCAAGAAGGAAUCCAUUCGGGAGUGCCGGGCAGAACUCGCGGAUACGUCACCACUCUGCUCGGUAGCUCCGGCGAAGGAUCUACCUCAGAACGAACCAGUAUACUUAAAACACGAAGGCACAUCGUUCAAGCUGUGGGCUCCAAAGGGAUCGACGUUGGUGUGGAAUAGAACAAGCGAACAAACCGCGCUGCUGUGCUCGGGAACGGGAAAUGGUCUGGAACAAACUGGGACUGUACUGACUGAGAAGACCUGUCUUCGAGGAUCGCAAUUUACGGUGGCAGGGGAAACCGUUAGUGCAAAAGAUUUGAAAUGCAAGGUCGCUGUAGAUGGAGAUGCUGCUACAAGUGAAAGCCCGUGUGGAAAUGGGCGAGGUUUUCUAAAUAAACUGGGAUUCAACGCCGAAGCCAGUGGGUUUAUUACUUAUAUUGAUGCCUGUUUUGACACUGCCAGAUCAUCAGUUUUGUACACCAGGCACAUUCUUCCGGGAGCUGCCAUUGCAAAUGCCGUUGUUGCUGAUGAUUUCCAAACCUGGAGAAGCGAUGGAAUUGGAGAUAAAGUUAAACCUGACGUUUCAUACACGCAAGCGGCGCAAGUUGAACGGUUGACAGUGCUUUUGGGAUCCAAGGAUCAGGCGGAAAAAUUUGUGAAAACAGGAACCGUAUUCCUGAACAAAGGUCACCUAACACCAAGAGGCGAUGGUGUGUUCCACACUUGGAAGCAUGCAACCUUCUUCUACACAAAUGCAGUUCCUCAGUGGAAUGCCAUCAACGAAGGAAAUUGGAAUAGCGUAGAAUUACGCACCAGAAACAUUGCUUCGUUACUUCAGGAAGAUAUGCUUGUGAUUCAGGGAACAUUCGGGGUCCUAUCUCUACCGCAUUUGACGAAUGAAAUGAUACCUAUUUCAUUGGAACUCGCCGGAAUCGACGUUCCACUAUGGAUGUGGAAGAUUGUCAAGUCACCUAGCCGCAACGUUGGGAUUGCUUUUGUCACGUUGAACAAUCCUCAUGAGACAACACUGUCGGAAUCACAACUCCUAUGUCCAAAUGUAUGCGAAAAGUAUGGCUGGACUGAAAAGGAGUAUUCCAAUUUUGCGAAGGGAUUCACGUAUUGUUGUGAUCCGAAUUCCCUCAUUAGGAGCGUGCCUCAUGCACCCGACGAGGGACUUGUUGCAGAAAUCCUAACUCCAGCGAUGUUGUCUUCCAACGGAAUUGCUUUGCAUGCGUGGGUACAUAUGUUGCUAUUUGUUGGGUUGAUUAAUUUUUUGCGAAUUACGCUCAUGCAGGCUGCAGCUCGAUGCUUGCGGGCAGCCUUUCGUUGUGUACUGGAGAACAAUUUUCAAAGCACCGCACCGAAAGGACUGCUGCUGAUGAUGAUGAUGACGACGACUGACCGGAUACUACCUCACACGAUGAUUGAACAAGCACCGUUCGGCCAGCAAAAAUCGCAUUCUCCACUUUUUCCCACCCGUAUGCCGUCCGAGGAUCUGCUGCUGACUGCAUUCACCACCAAAGACUGCAACCCGUCGCAAGUGCGAAUGUUCCCGCUGAAAUCGGAAAGUUCCUCCUCCGGAUUGGUCGAGUUCCCGAGCCAGGGCGGCGGUGAACGCCAUCAUGAAGUGCAACCACAGCGCGAUCGAUCACAAAUGCACAAAACUCCCGUUCAUUAUGAAGCUGUUAGUUGGCAGGAGAACAUUCUUUAUAGUAACUAUUCAUCAUUCAUAAUGCACUUGGCAGGACUCGGGUUCAUUCUAUUUUCUGCUGUGCUACAACCGGUUCGUUUACAAUGUAUUGUGAAUCUACAGGACCAUUUGGGACCAUUGGAACCGCUGUUCAUCAAGAACGGUCAGCUGUGGGCUCCGGAUGGACCUGAACUAACUUGGGAUGAGCAGGAAAGCUCGAUAGUGGCUUGUGCCAAAGCGUCGCUCACGAACGUGAACAACAACACUGCAUCGCUUACGUGCCUAUCCGAGCAAAAUUUUCUGGUUGAUGGUAUGCCUAUUAACUCGUCAGAAUUGGAAUGCUCUGGACGAAUGACUGGAGAAGUUGAAGAGACUGGUGACAAAUGUGGGACCAGUGGGACCUUGUUGAAGCUUGGGUUUGAUGUCGAAGGAUUGGGAUUUCUGACGUACAUCGAAUCGUGCUAUGAUAGAUCGGAGGCAUCGGUAGUUUAUACCAAGCAUGUGAUACCUGGUGCAGCCAUCAAGUAUUCAAUAAAGGAAGCUUACCGACCUGGAUUCAAGAUAGCUGGAACUUCUUCGCAUGUCAGUCCAGCGACUUCGUACACUCAGCUAGCACAAAUGGACAGAUUUAUUGAACUGCUAGGAUCUGAGGACCAAGCCAAACAGUUUCUUCAAGGUGGAUCAUAUUAUUUGGCUCGUGGCCAUUUGGCUCCGGAUGCUGAUGGCAUCUACAGAUCCUGGCAGUGGGCCACCUUCUUCUAUGUAAACGUUGCCCCACAGUGGCAGGUUGUCAACGCCGGUAAUUGGUUAGUGGUGGAAAAUCUGUCUCGCUCCAAAGCGGCCCAACUUCGAGAGGAUGUAAUCGUGUAUGAUGGAGUACAUGAUAUUCUACUAUUGCCACAUGUUGACGGACAAUCGAUACCGAUAACACUUGAAGCAGGUGGCAUCAGGGCACCGAAGUGGUAUUGGAAGAUAAUUAUAUCCCCCACCACAAGUGCUGGCAUUGCAUUCGUCACUAACAACGAUCCAUUCCGCAAAGCUAUGCCAGUGAAUGAGACGCUUUGUGAGGAUGUAUGUCAAGAGUACGGUUGGAAUUAUGAGAGAUUCGGAAAUUUCGAUCGCGGGUUCACCUACUGCUGUACGGUCGAUAGUUUGAGGGACGCGAUUGAGGAUAUCCCGAAAGAUUUUCAAGUGAACAGUGUUUUACGUAAAUGAUUCGAAACAAUAAAGCGCUAUAUCGAAAUGAUUAAUUUUAU